CGGAUUCUUACUUAAAAAUUUUUAAAUCGAUUUUUUAAAUAUUUUUCCUCCUUAUCAAAAUCAUGGUUUUUUGCAUUUUUCAGUGUUCGUAAUUAAUGAUAUCAACGGUUUUGAUCAUUGAUUAGAAAACAGAAGUAAUUUAUAAACGUAGUGAGUUAAAGUCCUUUGACUGCAAGUGAAAACCCUUGCACCUCAGCGUUACACGUUGUACCCUAAAUUGUUACAAAGCAAUGGAUUCUCGAGUUUGGCCUUUCAAUUUUACAAUAACAACACAUCCAUUUAUGAAAGAUAUUUAUGAAGCAUUGGAUAAUGAUGACCCAUCAACAGUUGUGAUCACAGCAUUACAUAUAUUAAGAAGGAUAAAUUUAAUACCACAAAUGAAUCGAAAAAAUAAAUGUGAAAGAAACUCUGAAUCCCUUCGUAAAAGCGGUAAUGACAUGUUAAAGCCAGAUAGAUACCAAGAAGCAAUGGAAUACUACAAUGAAGCACUCAUGUAUGCACCACAGAACUCUCGCUCAAUGAAAGUAGCUUUUGGCAACAGAUCGUUUAUUUACUAUAAACAAGGAUAUUACCCAGCAUGUGUUGCGGAUAUAAAGAUGGCAUUGGAAAUACCAACGGCUACAGAGAUUGAUGACAAACUGAGACUUAGAUUACAUGAGGCAUCAAAUUUUUAUGAUGAGGAAGCUAUCAGGAGAUAUAAAAGCUACUCGAUCUAUGGACCAACAGUGUAUAAAUUGUCAAGCCGAAAUCCGGACAUACCGUGUGCUAGUGCCGACAUAAGUGUUGCGUUAGACCGUCGAGCUCCUAAGGUCGUGGCAAAAAGAAAUAUCAAAAUAGGCGCAGUGCUGGCUAUAGAAGAGGCUUUUACCAUCGGAAUCUCUAAACUCAACUACCUUAAUUCAUGCUAUUAUUGCUCGAAAAGAUCGUUAAACCUGAUCCCGUGCACUGGAUGCUGUUGGAUUGUGUUCUGCGAUGCAAAAUGCCGUCAGAAUAGCUUCAACGAAGGCCACAACAUUGAGUGCCAAAUUAUGGAAGUCGUAGAAGAUAUGACGGCUGGGCCGAUGCCAAAGUUAGUCAUCAAGACCGUGUUGAAAAUUCGUAAGAAAUGCAAAAAUUGGAAGGAAUUUAUAGAUGCGUCGUGGAGUGUUGGACGCGAGAGAUGGAAGAAGAGUUCUAUAAAGGAAGUUUUCGAUGUGGAUGAAAAGUUUUCUAUGCUGUGUUUUAAUGAUGACCGUCUCUUCAUUCACGGCACUAUGUGUAACACUUCGUUUGCGUGCGCCACCGUUAUACACCACUUGGAUAGACUGAAUAACUUCUUCCCCAAUGACGAAAAGGAGAAGUUAGAAGCGAUGCGGGCGAUGGGACGAAUGAUGAUGUUCCUAGUUCUUCACACCAUCCCCACCACGAUGAAUCAAGCUCUCGGGAUCGCAAAUCCUAUUGGUGCCACCUUAUCUCAGACCGCGAAUUUCGGCUGGUUCUCAUUCAUAGGCAAAUUGAGACAUGCGUGCAUCCCGAACGCGUGUGCGAUUAACUUGAACAGGAGAAUGGUUGUUAUUGCCAGCGCACCGAUUAAGGCCGGCACUCCAAUCACAAUUCACUAUCUGGGCUGUCACGUGGACGUAAAAAAAAUCACAAUGAAUUGCAUAAAUCUAUACACGCUUUACGGAAUGGUCUGCAACUGUAUUCUAUGCAUUGAAAGUGUUAAGGUCAAGAAGAAGCAAAUAUUAGACGAUGAAACGAAAAAGAAGCUUCGAGAUAUAAAUGGGCUUAUGGGAGAUCCAAUGAGUUUCAGUUUGCACGAUAUGCCCAGAAUUUAUCCCGCAGCUUGCUCUGCUAUGGACCUUUUGAAAAAUCUGCCCCUAUCUGAUGAAUAUGAUGUGGCGAAGGAUAAUUUUCUCAAAUGUCUUGUAAUAUUCUCAGAUUAUGAAUGCGGCAACAAGAUAUUGGAUUCGCGUGAAAGAGUAAUUCGUAUACAGUAAUAUUGUCUAUGCAUAGUCGUGAUUUUUUUAUCUAUAUGUUAUGUGUACAAGAACCAAAGAUUUAUCUUUUUAGAUUCACUCAACAUUCUAUAAUUAUUGAAGUAAUCAGUAUUAAGUGAUUGUGUUAUUUAUAUCCUAGAAAUGUAGCCAGGUUUGAUGGUAGAAUGUCCUUAUUUGUGAAAAUUUAUACAUUCCAGGUACCUUAUCAAACUGGAGAACUAAAAACAUGUUCAUACUAUGUAAUUUAAAUAAAUAAUACUGUUAUUUGAAAAUAUCUGUCGAUCUCGUUGAUUUUUUUGGGUAGGCGUGCCUGCACUCUAUCCCGGGGGAAACUUGCGAACAAGUUACUAGAAUCCCCCGGCUUAGGGACUGCAGGGGCUGGGAGGAAAGGGGGGAGAAAAUGUAGGUCAAGGAAGGGAAACCCUUUAGGUUGGGCGAAGGGGAGAAGGAGAAAUGUUCGCGAGCCCCAAUGUGAAUUUAUAACUAUGGAUAUACACACAUAACUUGGUGCCUAACUGCCUAGUGCCGCACUAAUUUCUCCUGUACAUGGGGGUGCAUUCGAUGUGAAGACCAAGCGCACAUAAAUUGCCUCAGGGGGAGAUCUCGUUGAUUAGGUAUGGCUGGAAAAAGAAGUGAUAAUAUUACUCAUUUAUCAAACAUAAUACUACUCUAAUAAGAUUAAAAGAUAAAAGUAUUUAUUCCGAUACUUAAUUUUUUUCUAUAGUUAAGUACAUGUUAGGAACGUAAACUAUAGUAGGUUUAGUAGUAGGCGGGAGGUCGUGGCCCCCGGGUAAAAGUGUUGUUAUUCACCCUUGAUAAAUGCCAAACCACGUUAUCGUUAAUUUAAUGCUAAGUACUUUUGUAUUUUCCUGAUCUGGGAUCAACCAUUAUAAUUUAUUCUAAGACUGUAAAUUAUGUUUUCCAAUUUUUUUAUUCCGGUAUGUAUUUAUUAGGUUAAAACCUUCAAACUAAAUUUCUGGAUCCGCCACUGAAUUUAAAUCAAUAAAAAUUGGCCCUAUUUUUUCUAAAUAACACUAGAACACUAGUACAAGUAAUAUUGGUAAUUUUUUUCUCUUUAUAACCAUGGUAUAAUAAAAAAAAAAUAAAGUGUGUCUA
Molecule: messenger RNA, 3095 nt
Organism: Manduca sexta (tobacco hornworm)
Lineage: Eukaryota; Metazoa; Arthropoda; Insecta; Lepidoptera; Sphingidae
Exons: 4
Coding region: 231-1979 (582 amino acids)
Molecular function (GO): protein binding
Source: RefSeq, a predicted model, not a curated record